Molecule: messenger RNA, 798 nt
Organism: Tarenaya hassleriana
Lineage: Eukaryota; Viridiplantae; Streptophyta; Magnoliopsida; Brassicales; Cleomaceae
Product: peptidyl-prolyl cis-trans isomerase Pin1
Exons: 2
Coding region: 205-564 (119 amino acids)
Cellular component (GO): cytosol; nucleus
Molecular function (GO): peptidyl-prolyl cis-trans isomerase activity
Source: RefSeq, a predicted model, not a curated record
CGUUAGGGCAAAAAAUCCAGAGAAAAGAGCCGCCUCAAAGACGCACUCUCUCUCUUAUCUCAUCACAAAGCUGCGAAGAUAGAUUCAGAUCGGAAACGGAAGAAGGAUUCGAUCUCGUCGGAAGAUCGAACGGAGGAGAGGCCGAGAAUCAAGAAGGAGGAGCUACACAAGCAGCAUCGCCAUCAUCACCGGAAGAAGAGCAAAAUGGCGGCGAGAGACCAGGUUAGGGCUUCUCACAUUCUGAUAAAGCACCAGGGAUCUCGGAGGAAGGCGUCGUGGAAGGAUCCGGAAGGCAAGGUCAUCAUGUCCACCACCAGAGACGCCGCCGUCGAGCAGCUCAGGUCGAUCCGCGAGGACAUCGUCUCCGGCAAGGCAAACUUCGAGGAGGUCGCUACUCGUGUCUCCGACUGCAGCUCCGCCAAGCGCGGCGGAGAUCUCGGCCCCUUUGGCCGAGGACAGAUGCAGAAACCAUUUGAGGAUGCGACAUACGGUCUGAAAGUGGGCGAGAUAAGCGACAUUGUUGACACGGACAGUGGCGUUCACAUCAUUAAGAGAACUGGUUGAUCCAGAAUUCACAAGUUCCGGGUUGAUUCUGGUUAUUGUUCUUGAUUUCUGCACUAUAUGAUACAUACGAUCAAUUCCCAUUUUCUUGUAGAGCUUGAUAAUAUGCAACCCUUUGGUAAUGACCGGGAUGAUCUUCAUUGUCUUGUGUUCUUAGUUUGUGAUCUACUCUAUGUGGGUUUGUUCUGCUCUGUCAGGGUUUGGUUUCUGAAAUGCUUUGAGGGUUUUUAUCUUUAA